This is a messenger RNA of Nicotiana attenuata, 828 nucleotides long. Its product is annotated as pentatricopeptide repeat-containing protein At1g62910-like. The record is from RefSeq and is a predicted model, not a curated record. NCBI's taxonomy places the organism in Eukaryota, Viridiplantae, Streptophyta, Magnoliopsida, Solanales, Solanaceae. The coding region runs from base 1 to 828 and encodes 275 amino acids. The transcript has 3 exons. Gene Ontology annotation, molecular function: protein binding.
AUGGUAAAUGUGAAGGCGGUGAAGCAUUACUCUGCUGUUGUUUCUCUCUUUGGAGAAAUGUGGAAAUUAGGUAUUCCAACUGAUAAAUUCAUCUUGAAUAUAGUAAUUAACAGUUAUUGCCUCAUGCACCAUGCUGAUUUAGGAUUUUCUGUUUUAGCUAUUUUCUUCAAGACUGGCAUUCCAUUUGAUGUUGUUACUUUUACCAUCCUAAUAAGGGGACUCUUUGCUGAAAAUAAUGUUAAAGAUGCCAUUCAUUUGUUCAAAAAGCUAGCGAGAGAGAAUAUUUGUGAACCUAACGAAGUCAUGUAUGCAACUGUCAUGAAUAGGCUUAGCAAAAGGGCCAUACUAAUGCUAGAUGCUGUUAUCAGCCUUUUGAAAGAGAUGAUACAAAAAGGUAUUCCUCCAAACAUUGUCACAUAUAGUUCAUUGAUUGAUGGUUUGUGUAAGUCUAGUAAAUGGGAUGAUGUUAGGAUAUUGUUCUGUGAGAUGGGUCUGUUUGAAGCUGGAAGAAUUGACACCGCACAAAAGUUCUUCGCUGAAAUGCUGUCGGUAGGGCAGAGGCCUGAUUUUUGUACUCAUAGAAUCUUGCUUAGUGGUUAUUUUAAGAAUGGACGUGUUAAAGAAGCUAUGUCACUCUUUCAUAAGUUGGAAAGGAAGUUUGAAGAAACUGACAUUCAACUUUACGGUAUUGUCAUUGAUGGAUUGUGCAAAAAUGUAAAAUUCGGCGAAGCUCAUCUUAUUUUUGAGAAGCUUUUUGUAAUAGGUUUACAUCCGAACGUGGUAAUAUACACUACAAUGAUUAAUGGAUUUUGUCAAGAAGGAUUUUAG